CGGUAGAAGGAUGGCAUUGCUAUACGUCGUCCGACGCUGUCGCUGUGGCUACCACCACAGCCUGAGCCACUCUUUUUGGGAUAUAAAGCAAACGCCUGAUUUGCAUCCAGUAUUCGAUCUACUCUAUUCCAAUGCCUUUCUUCCAAAAUGCCAACAACACUAACGCUUCCAACAGCGUCUUCAACGAUGUCACUGGAAAUGUGACGACAAACAUCAACAACAACACAAGUGAAACGCAUGAUUCAAACAAUGUUAGCCAGACCACCAAUAAUGGCUCAUAUAACGACUCAUCCGUAACACAAAACCGACGGCGACUACUCAGACUGCAUAAGUAUAGUCAGUGAUAGCUUAUCGGUGUGCCACGAUAGUCGAUUAGG
Molecule: messenger RNA, 377 nt
Organism: Serpula lacrymans var. lacrymans S7.9
Lineage: Eukaryota; Fungi; Basidiomycota; Agaricomycetes; Boletales; Serpulaceae
Exons: 3
Coding region: 132-344 (70 amino acids)
Source: RefSeq, a predicted model, not a curated record